Molecule: messenger RNA, 1221 nt
Organism: Amyelois transitella
Lineage: Eukaryota; Metazoa; Arthropoda; Insecta; Lepidoptera; Pyralidae
Gene: Ets65A
Product: DNA-binding protein D-ETS-3
Exons: 9
Coding region: 1-1221 (406 amino acids)
Biological process (GO): cell differentiation; regulation of transcription by RNA polymerase II
Cellular component (GO): nucleus
Molecular function (GO): DNA-binding transcription factor activity, RNA polymerase II-specific; sequence-specific DNA binding
Source: RefSeq, a predicted model, not a curated record
AUGCCACUGACAACUAUCAAAACGGAAAACGUAAAGGACGAGGAAAAGCGCACGAAAAGGAAAAGAAUAUCCGAUAUGAGGGUUGACUUGCGCGGACUGAAGUGCGCAUCCGCACUCCGUAAAGCUGCGAUGUACGAAAGCAGCUGCUCAUACGCCGGGGCUCUAGAACUCAAGCGGAGUGCACUGAAGGAAGAACCCUGGCCUACCACAGAAUGGCCGCCCUACCGCCUGCACCAGUCAACCUUCGAACAACUGAAGCAAAGUGUCGAAAAAGCCAAAGCAGCGCUUCAAGACCGUUCAGGAUUACUGGGAUCAGCGACGGCCUUCGGGGAUUUUUAUGGGGGGCAGUUGGGACAAGACACUACAACCAGUUUAGGGUUUGGAAGGACGAGGACAGAUGACUCGAUGAUCGGAUCAAUUGAUAAAAGUAAAUCUUUAGGUUCAGACAAAAUAUCUGGCAGUCUCGGAAAAGGAUAUUCUACGCCGACGCUCUCAGAGACGCUCAGAGCAACAAAAUGUACUGAUGCAUCCUACAAAAGUACUUGGUCUUCACAUGCCACAUCACAGGGUUCACAAGGCUAUGGCACCAAUUCACUGUCAGCCAUGUCAAAGACGACACUUGAGGCGCACACGCAUUUACGUCAACCAGAUCCAUAUCAAAUGUUUGGUCCUACGAGCAGUCGUCUAGCAAACUCAGGAUCAGGCCAAAUCCAGUUGUGGCAGUUCCUCUUAGAGCUACUGAGUGACUCCAGCAACGCUGGCUGCAUCACCUGGGAAGGGACUAACGGAGAGUUCAAACUGACGGACCCAGAUGAAGUGGCCCGACGGUGGGGCGAAAGGAAAUCCAAGCCAAAUAUGAACUACGACAAGCUAAGCAGGGCACUGAGAUAUUACUACGACAAAAACAUAAUGACCAAGGUCCAUGGGAAAAGAUAUGCGUACAAGUUCGAUUUCCAAGGCUUGGCUGCGGCCACGCAACCAGCGGCUAGCGAUCCCGCUUAUAAGUACCAGAGCGACCUCUUUAUGAGUUCGUAUCACCACUCGGCGAAACUCUCGUCUUUCAUGGCCCCACACGCCGCGAUGCCAACGUCGACAGCGUCAAUAUUCCCAUCUGCUUCGUGGGGCAACUGGGGUGGUGGGGGCAGCAACCUCUACUCCCCCCACUCUAUGGCGCCCCCCCACGUGACGUCACAUCUGGGCUCCUACCCGCACUACGCAUGA